AUGCAACUGUCCUUGGGUGCUGCUGCACCCCGUCCGUCGACAGGCCCUCAUAAGCUGAGGGAGUGCCUUCCGCUCAUCAUCUUCCUGCGGAACAGGCUGAAGUAUGCUCUGACAGGAGACGAGGUCAAGAAGAUCUGCAUGCAGAGGUUUAUCAAGAUAGAUGGCAAAGUCCGCACAGAUAUCACCUACCCUGCAGGCUUCAUGGAUGUCAUCAGCAUCGAGAAGACAGGUGAGCAUUUCCGCUUGGUGUACGAUACCAAGGGCCGGUUUGCUGUUCACCGCAUCACAGCUGAAGAGGCCAAGUACAAGCUGUGCAAGGUGAGGAAGAUCUUUGUGGGCACCAAAGGAAUCCCUCACCUGGUCACCCAUGAUGCCCGCACCAUCCGCUAUCCGGACCCCCUCAUCAAGGUGAAUGAUACGGUCCAGAUUGACCUGGAGACAGGCAAGAUCACAGAUUUCAUCAAGUUUGACACAGGUAACCUGUGCAUGGUGACCGGUGGUGCCAACUUGGGCCGUAUUGGGGUGAUCACCAACCGGGAGAGACACCCUGGGUCAUUUGACGUGGUUCACGUGAAGGACGCCAAUGGCAAUAGCUUUGCCACCAGGCUCUCCAACAUCUUCGUUAUUGGCAAAGGCAACAAGCCGUGGAUCUCCCUGCCCCGUGGAAAGGGCAUCCGCCUGACCAUCGCUGAAGAGAGAGACAAGAGACUGGCAGCCAAGCAGAGCAGCGGCUGA
This is a messenger RNA of Pygoscelis adeliae (Adelie penguin), 735 nucleotides long. RefSeq names its product ribosomal protein S4, X-linked (gene RPS4X). The record is from RefSeq and is a predicted model, not a curated record. Gene Ontology annotation, molecular function: structural constituent of ribosome; RNA binding. NCBI's taxonomy places the organism in Eukaryota, Metazoa, Chordata, Aves, Sphenisciformes, Spheniscidae. Gene Ontology annotation, biological process: translation. The transcript has 6 exons. Gene Ontology annotation, cellular component: ribosome; cytosolic small ribosomal subunit. Bases 1 to 735 code for a protein of 244 amino acids.